GGUAAAAUCAAUAAUUGUAGAUAGUGUAGCUUAAACCUUGAAGGUACACAACAUCUCAAAGUCCAACAAAGAUACAAGCAGAUUCAAAGUUUAGAGUGUAGAUAUUUCCGAUAUUGAAUGUAACAAUAUAGGACCAAAACUUAGACAAACUAUUGAUAGGAAUGGCUACUUACGACAGUACACCAUUUUGCGACAUUUGCCAACACAGGGAUCUCAACAAGUCAGCGGAAGAAUACUGUUUACAUUGUGAGGAGGCUCUUUGUAGCGACUGUACAGAACAUCAUAAGAUUUCGAUAUCAACGAAAUCACAUCAGACAAUCUCUAUAGAAAAAUAUUACAAAUUGCCAACCUUCAUCAAACAAAUUAGCCAUAACUGUCAGGAGCAUGGAUGUAUCCUUGAAUUUUAUUGUAAAUCCCAUGACUCUUUUUGUUGCAAAAUUUGUUCAAUAUCAGCUCACAAAGAAUGCAAGGAAAUCAUUUAUAUAGAUGAUUUUCUUACGCCUUCAAAAGGACACCAAUCAGUAGCUUUAGAUAACAUUCAAAAAGUACUGAAAAAACUGGAAAGUAACAUUUCUUCUGCUUUAAAAAACAGAAAAAACAAUUUAACGGAAUUACGUGAACAGAAGCGGGAAAUUUCUGAACAUAUCAAAGACAAGCGUUACGAAGUUAAUGUACUUUUAGACCAUUUAGAAGUAGAAUUACUAGAAAAGGUAUCUGCACUUGAGAAGACAAACUGUGAGAAAAUAGAAGAAGUAAUAACGAAAUUGGAGGACGAAAAAGAAAAAGUAGAAGGAAUUCAAAAAGAUGUUGAAUCUGUUAAAAUGUUUGCAUCCGAUUUACAAAUCUUCAUGGGAACAAAGGCAUUCCAAGAAAGUAUUUCAACCAAUGAAAUCAACGUCCAAAAAGUAUAUGACAACGGGAGCUUAAACAACGUGACAGUGAAAUGUCCUUUCAAUGAAAAGCUAGAGGGAUUUAUAAAAGACAUAAAAACAUUUGGUGAUAUAGAAAUUAAUAAUAGUGAAACACAUGCUUCUUUUUCCUGGAAAGGUGACAUAUCAGCACAAAUUUUAAAACCAAAAUCAGUAGCAAAAUCUAUUGGAACCAUAAUCGUCAGGUUAGGACGAAGGAUAAACAUAGGCUGCAACGGUAUAUCUGGAUGUGCAAUAUUAGAAGCUGGAAACAUGCUAUUUCUUCAAACACACCGCAAUAAUAUGAUGCAGUAUGCGCCUAAUGGUGAAUUCAUUUCAGAAUCACGUAUCAACCCAGAAAGAAACGACAGCAUUGGGUAUGACCUUGCAGUUAUUGAUUUUAAUACAUUAGCUGUAUCAAGUGGUGGAAAUCCCCCUUUCACAAGCAAGGUACCCUGGUUUCUUAAUAUAUGUAAAAACAAUGUGUUUGAAAAGUUGAACAAGAGGAUUGCUGUCGACAAAAAGUAUUUUUCACAUCAUCAAAGCAAUCAAGCUAUUAUAGAUAUGGCCGCAAACGAAAGUCCACAAUUCUGUGACGUUUGUCUAAACAGAGACCUCAAUAAAACAGCGGAAGAAUACUGUCCACAGUGUGAAGAGGUUCUAUGUGGGGAAUGUAGAGACCAUCACAAAAUAUCCAGAUCGUCAAAAUCGCAUAAGACAAUCACGGUAGACAAAUAUAACAUAUUACCAUCUUUCAUCAAGAAAAUAAAACACAACUGUGAGGAACAUGACUUCGUCCUUGAAUUCUUUUGUAAAUCUCAUGACUCUCUUUGUUGCAAAAUAUGUUCGAUAACAGCUCACAAAGCAUGCAAGGAAAUAAUGUUUAUAGAAGAUUUUCUUACGCCUUCAAAAGGACACCCAUCAGUAGCUUUGGAUAACAUUGAAAAAGUUCUGAAAAAUUUGGAAAGUAACAUUUCUUCUGCUAUAAAAGACAAAAAUCGAAACUUGACCGAUUUACGAGAACAGAAGCGGGUGAUCACAGAAAUAAUUAAAGAAAAGCGUCAAGAAAUUAAUAAACUGUUCGACAAUUUUGAAGAGGCAUUACUAAAAAAGGCAUCUGCACUUGAGACAGAAUGCUGUCAAAAGAUAGAGGAAGUAAUUGCAAAAUUGAUAGAAGAAAAAACGAAAGUAGAUGAAAUUAAAAAAGAUGUCGAAUCUGUAAAAUCGUUUGCAUCCAAUUUACAAAUCUUUGUGGGAUCAAAGUCAUUCGAGGAAAAUGUCUCGACCAAUGAACUCAAAGUUCAAAAAUUGUAUGACGAUGGGAGCUUAAACGAUGUGAUAAUCGAAUGUACAUUCAAUGAAAAGCUAGAGCAGUUUAUAAAAGAGAUAAAUACAUUUGGUGAUAUGAAGGUAGACAGCAGUGAAAAACAUGUUUCUUUUACUUGGAAAGGUGAUACAUCAGCACAAAUUUAUCAAUCUAUCUCGGGAGCAAAAUCGGUGGAAAAUAUAAAUGUCAAAAUUGUGCGUAAGAUUAACGUUGGUCGUAAUGAGCUUUCUGGAUGCGUCAUGUCAGAAUCUGGAAACAUGUUAUUUCUUCUUGCUCACAAAAAUAGUCUGAUCAAAUAUUCAUCUAAUGGUGAAUUUCAUUCCGAGUUGCAUAUAAAUACUGCGCCGUCCAACAUUGGAUAUGACCUUGCUGUGGUCGAUUCAAACACGAUAGCUGUAUCAACUGGUGGAAAUAACCCACACAAAAUUUAUUUGAUUGAUAUUAAUAAUGCGGAAGUACGUCAAGAUUUUGAUUUAAAGGACUACUGUUAUGGUUUAAGCUAUCACAAAGGAUCACUUGUUUGCUGCACACAAAACCAAGGCAUACACAUAUUUGACAAGUCGAAAAAAGUUACCAACAUGCAGACAAAAAGCUACCAAACUACAGAUAUGGCCACCGACAAAAGUGUAUUACUCUGCGAUGUUUGCCAAAAUAGACACCUUAAUAAAUCAGCGGAGGAUUAUUGUCCACAGUGUGAAGAGGCUCUUUGUCGUGAAUGUAGAGAUCAUCAUAACUUAUCAAAAUUGUUAAAAUCGCAUCAGACAAUCACGGUAGACAAAUAUAACAAAUUACCAUCCUUCAUCAGGCAAAUUAGCCAAAACUGUGAGGAGCAUGACUGCUUCCUUGAAUUCUUUUGCAAAUCGCAUGACGCACCUUGUUGCAAGCUUUGUUUGAUAUCCUGUCAUAAGGAAUGCAAGGAAACUAUUUUCAUUGAAGAUUUUCUUAAGCCAUUAACUUGGCACCAGUCAGCAGCUUUAGAUAAUAUUGAAAAAAUUCUGGAAGAUUUGCAAAAUAACAUUUGUUCCGCUAUAAAGGACAGAACUCGAAAUUUGAAUGAAAUACGCGAACAGAAGCGGGUAAUUGGAGAACAAAUCAAAGCAAAGCGUAAAGAAAUCAAUACACUUUUAAAACGUUUAGAAGAAGAAUUUUUAGAAAAGGUGUCUUCACUUGAAAAGACAAACGGUCAGGAAAUAGAAGAAAUUAUAACAAAAUUGGAGGACGAAAAAGAAAAAGUAGAAGGAAUUCAAAAAGAGUUUGAAUCAGUCAAAAUGUUUGCUUCUAAUCUACAAAUCUUCAUGGCUACAAAGUCGUUCCAGGAAAGUAUUUCAUACAACAAAAUCAACGCCCAACAAAUAUAUGACAACGGAAGCUUAAACAACUUGACAAUGAAAUGCAAUUUUAAUGAAAAGAUAGAGGGGUUUAUAAAACACAUAAAAACAUUUGGUGAUGUAGAAAUUGAUCAUAGUGAAAAACAAGUUUCUUUUUCAUGGAAAGGUGAAGAGUCAGCACAAUUUUUUAAGUCAGACUCAAAAUCUAUUGAAACCAUAAACGUUAGGUUAGGACGAAGGAUUAACAUUGAUAGCGAAAGUAUUUCUGGAUGUGCCAUAUCAGAAGCAGGAAACAUGCUUUUUCUACAAACACACAUCAAUAGUAUGAUGAAAUAUGCGCCUAAUGGUGAAUUCAUUUCAGAAUCACGUAUCAGCCCUGCACUGAGCCUCAUUGGGUAUGACCUUGCAGUGAUUGAUUCUAAUACGGUAGCUGUAUCAAGUGGUGGAAAUUCCCCUAAACAGAUUUAUUUGAUUGAUAUGAAUAGUUCUGACUCGAACAAUGUAGUCGUGAUAUCUCCAGAUGGAAAACAGGCAAAGGAGCUAAUUGGAGCUAGUGACGGACUUGCAAAUCCUUGUGCCUUGUUCUUUCAUAAAACAAAAAACUUGCUUCUAGUAGCAAACUAUAACAGGGGCGCAUCUGUGUAUGAUGUUAUUUAA
Messenger RNA from Mytilus trossulus (common blue mussel), 4220 nucleotides. RefSeq lists its product as uncharacterized. The record is from RefSeq and is a predicted model, not a curated record. Gene Ontology annotation, molecular function: zinc ion binding. Bases 162 to 4220 code for a protein of 1352 amino acids. The transcript is spliced from 6 exons. NCBI's taxonomy places the organism in Eukaryota, Metazoa, Mollusca, Bivalvia, Mytilida, Mytilidae.